This is a messenger RNA of Oenanthe melanoleuca, 1278 nucleotides long. RefSeq names its product sushi, von Willebrand factor type A, EGF and pentraxin domain-containing protein 1-like. The transcript has 5 exons. Bases 73 to 660 code for a protein of 195 amino acids. The record is from RefSeq and is a predicted model, not a curated record. NCBI's taxonomy places the organism in Eukaryota, Metazoa, Chordata, Aves, Passeriformes, Muscicapidae.
GAAACCAAGUUCACUUUCUCCUGGCCGAGCAGAGAGCGCUCUGUGGGUGGAGGGGCGAGGGGAGCAGGGCAGAUGAUGGCCCUGGGCCUCCUCUUCCUCGCUGUGCUGGCCACCCUCGUCUCCUGCCAGGACCCAGAAGGGGAGCUGGACACUUACUGGUCCGGCACGGCACCCAUCUGCCUGGGGGGCUGCAAGGGGAGGCACAAGGAGCUCAAGAGGAGCCAGUGUGGCAACGGCAGCUGCUGCUGGCUGGGCUACAAAUCCUUCUGCAGAGUGAACUGCGGGCGGCCCGAGGCGGAUUUUAACUCGGUGGUGCACGGCAAUGACUGGUGGGUGGGCUCCGUGGUGCGCUACAGCUGCCGGCCCGGCUUCCUGCUGCUGGGGGACCCCGCCAGCGCCUGCCAGUCCGAUGGCCGCUGGACCCCCAAGCCCUCCUGCCUCCGGAUCUGCCUGCGCGGCCGCAUCGAGAUCAGCGAGCGGGACAUCACGGGCAAGUGCUCCUCGUCCUGCGGCAGCCAGGCGCACGUGGGAGCCUCCCUGAAGCGCGGCUGCAUCAAGAUCUCCGGCUGUGUCACCAAGCUGUCGGGCUGGCCCCGCUGGCUGCAGCGCUGUGACACCUGCGAGUGCGACUGCCACGUGCCCUGCGGUUCUUCCAGGUAGAGCUGGGCCACCCGGGGCUGUGGCCGCUGGCCCCGUGCUGGGGGAGGUUCCACCCUGCGUUCUGCUUCCCUUCAGCACGUGUGUCCAUUGCUGUGCUCCUCCCAUGAGCUCUGUCUGUCCCGAGGCUGCCAGCUGAGAGGGGAAGAGACGUUCUGGACUUACUCUUGCAGGGCUGGCUCACCCCAGGACGCUCCAGGGGCAGGGGAUGCUCUGGGUGAUCUGUGUGUGGUUCCUGCAGCUGGCCUUGGGGACAGUGGUGUCACCACCCAUUCACCUGGCUGCUCCCCAGGGGAGGCUCAGACCCUCCUGUGGGGGAGGCAGCACCUGUGCCUGUUGCAAAAUCCCUGCAGGUUGUGAUUUCUCCGUGUCAGGUAAUUGCAGGUGAGAGCUGAGAGGUGGAGCUGCCCUCUGAGCUUGCUGAGGCCAGCAGAAUGUGACAUCUGCCUGCUGUCCCCAUGCCACGGGCAGAGUGGCAUGGCCAGGGCUGCAGCAGCCCCUGCUGAGGAACCCAGUGGGUCAAACUGCCCUGCAGCCUCCCUGGGAGUGCAGAGUGGGCAAAGCUCUCAUCUCCCAGGUGGAAAAUCUUUCCUGCUGGCUGCUGGUCCUGCUCCUUCCAGG